AUGGCCCGCCUCCCAUUUCCGCACUGGCUCGUAUCCUGCCUCAUGUGCCUACCAGGACUCGUGCUUCUCCUCUGCGCGGCGCCUAUCACCAUGACUUCAGCGGCGUUCGAGGUCACUGACGCGGAUAUCAAGAAAUUUGUUCCGAAAACCUCUUCAAAAUCAUCCUUCUACAGUGCUGUGGUGGUGUCAUCGUUCGAAUCGCAGGGGACCGUGAUUGUGCGAAUGCCUGCCGACACGGAUGCGUACCCCGUUGUCCUCCGCGUGAUCAUGACGGGAUGCGUCGAACCGCCAACGGACGUCUCACUCGAUGGCACGUCUCUGGCAUCGGACGCCAGUCAGUGGAAGCUGGUGGCUCCGGGAGUGUGGGAUUUGAUCAGGAGCCUCGACUGGGCGACCAAUGACGUGGGGAGCUUUUUGACUGGCGUCAAAGCCGUGGUGUCGCAUGCGGAUGUGAACGGCAACGCGGUGACCGCGUCGGGGUCGCUGGCGAAGAUCGGAGCUCUUGAUACUGGCCUCGCAGUGCUGCCAUCCAUGGCAGGCGGUCGGUUCCAAGCCAUGUUCUCUGGCGCCGUGGUAGGAGGGGCCAAGAUUCGCAUCGCCAGCAGCACCGACAGCAAGGUUACUCUCGAGGUGCACCUGGUCUUCACCAAGGGCGUAAACACCAACUCAAAGGUCUCCCUGGCGGGUCAGGUCGGAGCUGACAAGUCGGCCCCUCUCGCCCUCGCAUGUCCCUUUGCCUCGAACGUCAAGGGCGUGUUCACUUGCUCCAAGACUGUCGACGUGAAUAUCCCCGCGGGAGCUGCUACCACACCCGGUGUAUUGGGACUGCAGAAGUUUAUGGCUGCGCUGGUGGGAGCUACCAUGUCGGGUGAUAACCUGGCAGCAACCUUCACCCUGACUGUGAAUGGGCAGCAAGAGACACUUUACUAUGCUUUGUAG
Closterium sp. Yama58-4 is the source of this 939-nucleotide messenger RNA. The record is from the annotation of a GenBank genome assembly. NCBI's taxonomy places the organism in Eukaryota, Viridiplantae, Streptophyta, Zygnematophyceae, Desmidiales, Closteriaceae.